CAAACUCAAGGCUACCUACGUAAUCUUGCUCCUCGUGCUUUUCACCUCCCGUCUCCGUCUUCGUCACCUUGCAACACUUACAAACGCCUCCCAUCACAAUUCGGCUGCCUUUGACGCGACUGCCCUUAAACUGCUGCCUACGCGAUACUUUUCAGUAUUAAACUCGAUUCUACCUCGAUUCUCUACGGCGCAGUCCUCAAAUCAACAAUAAAUCAAUCAUCAUGGAGCUCUCUGACAUCUUCCGCAUUGUCAACUUGGCUGUUGGUGUUAUCACCGUUCUCGGUGGUAUCGCGUCCAUCUUCCAUCUCGGCCUUCAACCCAUCGUUGUCGGCGCUUACAUGAUCGUGUUUGGUCUCGUUAUCGCUCUGCUCGAGUUCCAGAUCCCUCCCCAGGUCUCCCGACAUGCCUCUUUCAUGUUCUCCUUCGUCGGCCGUGGUGUCUUCUACGUCUUCAUUGGCUGCCUUCUGUUGGGCAACUUCAUCCUCAGCAAGAUUGCUGGCAGCAUCAUCGGCAUUGUCGGUCUCGCCUACAUCGCCCUCGAGUUCGUCCCCUCCAUCGAGCCCCCCAGCAACAUGCGCGAGGCUGAAGAUGCCGGCUGGGGCGCCGAGCAGGUCUAGAAUGCCGAUGCCAGCCAGCCGGGAUCUACCCGUGCGGUUGCCUCUUCAGACACAGGCGCAUAAGCUUUCGCGACGACCAUUCGAUCAUGAUACGAAUGACAGCCGUAAACGCGCAACAAACGCGGUGAACCAGGACCUAUAGGAUAAAUUACUUGAAAGAUGAAUGCUACAAGAGGGGGGGUAGAAAAGCUGUAUUUCUAGGAAUUGCAGACAGGAG
Fusarium oxysporum Fo47 is the source of this 834-nucleotide messenger RNA. Its product is annotated as Golgi apparatus membrane protein TVP15. NCBI's taxonomy places the organism in Eukaryota, Fungi, Ascomycota, Sordariomycetes, Hypocreales, Nectriaceae. Bases 222 to 617 code for a protein of 131 amino acids. Gene Ontology annotation, biological process: vesicle-mediated transport. Gene Ontology annotation, cellular component: Golgi membrane. The record is from RefSeq and is a predicted model, not a curated record. The transcript is spliced from 5 exons.